Messenger RNA from Macrosteles quadrilineatus (aster leafhopper), 4625 nucleotides. RefSeq lists its product as uncharacterized. Lineage: Eukaryota; Metazoa; Arthropoda; Insecta; Hemiptera; Cicadellidae. Gene Ontology annotation, molecular function: calcium ion binding. The transcript is spliced from 17 exons. Bases 235 to 1995 code for a protein of 586 amino acids. Gene Ontology annotation, cellular component: plasma membrane. The record is from RefSeq and is a predicted model, not a curated record.
UGUUUGUCGUCUGCAAUAAUAAUUCUGAUUGUGUUUGCUCGUAGUUAGUAUUGUUUCGUUUAGUUUCUUCAGUUAUUUAUUGAACCCUGUUAAUAUAGAUUUAAACGAAGUGGCUUCCCGACGUUGGAGGUUGGCAUUUUGUCAACUACGCCAGCUGAUCUUGGAUAUGUCCAUAAAGGUUCAUGGACCCAAUACACAGUGCAGGUGGUCGGUGCGCGGCAUGGUGGUGGUAGUAUGACGUCAGGCGCGCGCCAUUGUCAGAUGACCAGUCGAUCAGCUGUUUCAGUGCGCGCCUCGACCGCGUCCAUCUCGCUCCCAUGGCAACCGCCGGGCGCUCUCACCAGACGUUCGGCGCACAUUGCAAGGGAGGUGUACAGGGUUUGGAAUGCCCGGGUUGGUUCAGUAUCAAGACACUUGCCAGCUGAUCAGGUGCUGCCCCUACUGCAGGACAUGCAGUUAUACCCCACGCAGGCGCAAGUUUCUGAGAUGCUGCAGUGUGCACAAGACUGUUCCGACGGAUCAACACCUUCCUACCUCACUUUUGGAGAGUUCUGUCUGUUUGCUACUGAAUUGAAGAGAUGUUGCCACAGAGGGGUUCCAAAGUCAAGUCACUUAACCCAAAAACUAGAAAGAGAUGGGAAAGAUAAGAAGAGACGCUCAAGAAAGAUGUCAAAAAGCAGUGUCACCAAGCAUGAAGUGUUCCUAGGAGGUUCGUGUAACCCUACGACAUGGAGACAUGAUGUGGCCAUCCCUCUGUUAAACAGUAUGGGCAUUACCUAUUACAACCCUCAAGUGGAGGAGUGGAGCGUGGAGCUAGUGGAGUUGGAACACACGGCCAAGCAGAACGCAAGUGUGUUGUUCUACGUGAUAGAGCCGCAAACCCGCAAUGUGUCCAGCAUGAUAGAGGCUGCGGCCUUUGCUGGUGCGCGACGGAGACUGAUGCUGGUCAUCAAGCCUUACCAGCCAGGGCAGACGAUCGCUGGCGAAGUGAUCACGCAUCAGGAAUGGAAGGUGCUCAGCGGUUCACUAUUGAUGCUGAGAAGUCUAGUAGAAAGACAACAUAUCCCUGUGUUGGACAAUAUCCCAUUGGCCGUCAAGUGCACUGCAAAGAUAUUGCGGGACAACAUCAACAUGCAGGAGCUUGUAGCUGAGCUACAAAGGCCUCUCACCAACGGACAUGUCCACAUGGCGGAGAAACUGUUAAAGCUGAAAGAAGCUUUCAACAACAGAGAUACUGCCGGAAGAGGAUACAUUAGUUUGGCUGAUGUAUGUAUGGCCUACAAACUGAUGACCAAUAGAAAACUCUCCGUUUCAGAACUCAAGGGGCUCGUCUCUAGACCUUCAGAUUGCAAAGAUCAGCCGAUCCAGGUGAACUUUGAGGAUUUCUGUGCGAUCAUCGCUGAACUGAAGGCAGGGGACAGCCACAAUAACAACAACAACAAUAACGGAUCAGCUGAAAGUGAGAACAACAACUUUUGCUCGUUCUUUACUAAUCCGCUCAUGAGGUGUAUAGAGUGGUCGCUAUGUAGCAGACCUCUGCGUAGUCUGUCUGUAGACAACACUAGUCUGCGUGAUGUCCUGCUGGCCGGAGACUUGACAGACUACUCAUGGGCACAACACACAGCUGUUUCUGCACUCGUACGACACAACCUUACAUAUCAACUGAUGGAGGACUCAGCUGAAGGACCUCAUAACUUGUCGGUCGUAGACAACUGCUUCGUCCUGCUGUUCGUUAUCACCUGUCAGUCAAGAAGUCUUCACAUCAUGACUAUGGCUGGAUACUACAUUGGUCUUGGCUGCAACGUUGUUCUUUGUAUUCAGCAGUUGGAAGACGAAACAGUCAUACUCGGUGAACAGUUAUCCAAGCAAGCAGUCAACGACUACAACCGAGGCAGGAUCUACCUGAAGGACUUGGCUCGUAGAGACAAUAUACCCAUCUUCCAGACGGUGGAAGAAGCGGUUUCGUGCGCUAUUGAAAAGUGUGAAAGUCGGUAGCUAAAGUCUUGUAGGCACUUCCCUAUUAGUGUGUAAUUUUCACUUACCGCUAACCUAAAAACCUAGUUGAAUCAUAGCACUAAUUUUUAUUUACCUAUCAACAUUUGGAAUUUUUGUUCAUUUCCUAAACCUCAAGUAAGAAAGGGUUUUAAUUUAGCCCGAGAUGAAAAAAAAUUUAAAUCGGUGAAAUGCCUACAAAACUCCGCAGUUUCAGUGGAUCGAGUGUUACUGGUGUUGAUCGCUUCAUAAUGAAGCUACAUUGGAUUUUUAAUGAAAAUUCACGCCAUGCCCAUUCAAAGGUUUUAGUUGUAUAACUUUACAAAUCUGUUAGCUAUCCAGGUUUCCAGAAUUUUUUACAAUUCGGUUUCUGUUUUUUUAUUUCGUUUGAAAGUGUGUUUACGUUUAUUGUUUACCGUUGGAUUUCGCCGUAGAUCUCACAGUGUUUUAAUCACAUCACAGCAAACUUUUAGUCUUGUGCAUAUUUUAAUUCAUCACUAAUAUACUUAUGUUAUGAGUUCGAGAAUUUUAACAUUUUUUUAUCGAUUCGUCGAGUCAAAGUGAACCCAGCAUUUGAUGAAUUUAGUCGUAGUUGGACAAAGUUUAUAUGUGCUUAGUCGUCUUGGUUGGUUGUAUAUUUAUCACUUUUUAAUGUUUAAGGUAUUAAAUAAAGUUUUUAUUAUGUGUUGAAGUAACAAUAAAAUAUGUAAUUUUUGUUGGAUGUUUUCGACUUCAUUAGAAGUUCAACUUGAGUAAUUAUUGUAUUUUUUCAAGUAAAAAGGUUUUACCCUUGAUCAGACUAUUAAACGUGCAUAAAAAUACUUGAUAUUUAUGGAUCUAACAUAUUAUCUUUAUUAAAAUAUAAUUUUGUUAAUUUUUCAAAUUUUGCAUAAAUAUCUACCUCAAUCUUGGCUAAAACAGACAAAAAUUGUGUAAUAAAUUUUGGAAAUUUUUAACCACAGUAUUCACAAGAAUGGCAACUUUGUGGUAUUCCAAGCACUACAAAUAAUAAUUUGAGAAAAAUAUCAGCUAAAUAUUAAAUAUUACCUAAUUUAUCUCAUAAUGUUCAACAUGUGCGUUUCAUUGUUGCUUCAAACAUGUUUUGAUGAUGCUUUAAUUAAACUAAUUACUCAUGUAUUUAUGUUAAUGUUUUAUUUAAUAUUUUAUACCAUAGGCUAAGUCGCAGACUCACCAGGUAGGAGGGGAAUAGUUUGUGAUCCGUACCUGAAUUAUUUUACGAGAAAGGUUUAUUCGAGUGCCGUGUGCAGCAUCGAUUCAGUUCAAUAGGUUAGUUUAUGUUUCUGCUCAAAUUUUCUAUAGUGUAUUUUUUACAAUUCAAAUACUGUCAGAAGUGGGCGAGGAAUCAUUUUAGGUUACUUUUUGUUCAUCAAAUCACCAAUGUUUUAUAGGAAACAAUUGUUUACUAUUUUUAACGUUGCUGAUUUGAAUUUGACAGAGGGGCAGGAUUUUAUUUUUGUUUAUUAGCGACACAUUUCAUUUUACUAAUUAAAGCGUUGGGAAAUUUUUUUAUUUUAUGGUUAUGCAUCACAAAAGAAUAUAUAUACAGGAGUUAAACAAACUUCUGAAUUUUUCUAUGUUAAAAAAACAUGAAGAUGGCAACUGUAUUUUAAUUAUAAUCCCGCAGCUUAAAAUGAUGUAUUUCAAUUGAUCAAUAUGAUUCUAAACAUAUUUACAGCUAGCAUAAUUUACUUAGCUAAAAUUUUAAUUUGAUACAUUUUUGGCGUAGGUACUAAAUUAAGUAAAAUGAAAAACUACCCUGUCCUUUGUCAAUUUCAACUCAUUAUAUUUAUACUAUGUCAAAUGUUUAGUCUUUUAUGAUUUGAAAAUUAAAGUUUUCCAUUAUUGUCUGACAAUGUUAGAGGAUCACAAACAUCAGCUGACUGGUAUUAAUUGUUUUAAAGAUGAAUAUUCCUUAGCAACAGCUGUUUAAAAUUAAAUGCUAUAGCUGUAGAGUGUAAGUAAUAUUGAGACUGUAUUUCUCAGCAUUGUCAGACUAUAAUUUAAAAUAAUUUAAUUCAAAAAACCUCGCUCAAUCCUGUUGAUUUAACAGUCUACGUAAUAAUUUAAGUGGUUUAUUGUUAGCCUCAUAAAUUUAAAAAUGGUUGGAAAAAUUAUGGCUAUUUAUUUUAUACAAAAAAUGUUGGUAAGACCAGUUUUAUAAUUUUCAUUAUUGUUCAUCAACUUUUAUAAAUAAACCAUCAAUUUUUCAUAAGUGAGUUUUUUGGCAAAGCACUCGUCUUAGGAAUAUGUAAAUGAAGAAGGAAUGGAUACCCAAUUAACUCACCUAACAAAAGAGUUUCAAGUAGUUGAAAGCGCACAAAAAGCUCACAACACAAUUAGUAAAAAGAAGAAGAAGUUGGUUCAGUAGAGACAUUAUGUGUGGUUUAAACAACCUGGGACUUUUUUCUUGGGUGAGUAAUUUUUUAUCCAUUCCUGGUAUUAUUAAUAAUUGAAUGUUUGAAACAUACACAGAUUUUGGUGUGGAAGAUUUUUUUUAGUUUCUAGUUUUUAUGUUAUCGUAUGGCUGACUUCCUGAGGGAGUUUAUUUAUCAAAUACAUCACAAAUAUCCUUCAUCCCACUCAUUUAGGAUUUUAGCAACUUUUAAACCAUU